This is a messenger RNA of Harpia harpyja (harpy eagle), 1534 nucleotides long. It is a transcript of the gene DRC10, whose product is annotated as IQ motif containing D. The coding region runs from base 247 to 1521 and encodes 424 amino acids. Gene Ontology annotation, molecular function: protein binding. Lineage: Eukaryota; Metazoa; Chordata; Aves; Accipitriformes; Accipitridae. The transcript has 4 exons. The record is from RefSeq and is a predicted model, not a curated record.
CCCCAUGUCCUGACCCUGUGCCCAGACCCAGGGAGAACUCUGGAGUAAUCUGAAACGCCCAGGUUUUCCCAAAUUACGUUGUUUCUCUAAUGCUGUCACCAUGCUUUCCUUUUAGAGAUAAAAUCCAAGUGAGAAGAAUAUGUGACAGCAGCAGCAGAGGGACCUUGAUGUUCUUUGACUGAGUAAGAGGUGUCGUGUCCUUUCUAGACCUCAAAACACUCAACUCACAAGUGUUUAACUGAAGCCAUGGCAGCAGGGGAUCCAGCUGUAUUCCGAGUAUCACUUCAGGACGUGAAGCAAAGAAAGAAGCCCUUGGUGAAGGGCUUGGCAACUCCAGAGAAGGCAAUGAUCACUUUAGAUGCCAUGAAGGCAUUAGAUCCAUGUCAGUUAAAAACUGAUAGCUUGGAGACAGAAAGAAUCAUAACCGUCUUGGAUGAGACAAUUGCCAAGCUGGAGAUGAGCAGUUUGAUCCCACGUAUUAUUGACUCUCUGGACAGGUUUGCUGAUGUGCUGGGACCUGAGAUCACAAACAACCUGAUCGAGCACCAAAAGCUUUCAAACAAAAUGGAGCACCUGCUUGCCAGCUCGGAAGAAGAGGACACCAUGAGAGCUGAGGAACAACGGGGCUGUCUCUGCUUGCUAGAGCAACGUCUGAAAUGUUCUGUUAGAAAUGUCCUGAGACUCUUACUGGCCAACCCUUCGCUUUGCCAGGCUCUGAAAUAUGAAGCCUGGGCGAGAGAGUCACCAGCUGAAGUGUUUAUCAAAGCCUUUGGGGAGUUCAGGAGUUUCAUGCUUGAGAGACUCCUGACUAGUCCCGUGGAAGAAGAAGAAAAGAUUCAGUUCAUGGAAGACAUCUCCCUCCAGAUUAAGAAAAACGCUGAAGCAAUCACAGCUUUACAGGCAGAACUGGCAGCAGCAAUCCGGACUCGAGAGGAGGAGAUUCACAAGAAGGACAACGUGAUCAAAGACCUCAAAACCAGCAUGCAAGAUCUGGCCAAAGUCUGCAAGGCUGGCAUCCAGCAGAUGAAGCAGGAAGGAGAAAAACAGCAAAAAGAGGAGCUGCAAGCCUCCCAGGCCAGGUGUGCCAGGCUACAGCAGGACGUUCAGCUGCUAGGAGCACAACUCAAUGCACUUGUACUGGAGCAUCGAGCAUCAGAGCUGGCUCUCAGAAAGAGGAAGUGCAGAGUGGAGAUGGAAAUUGUGAACUGGAUCCAGAAAUAUGACACAGACAUGGGAGAAAAACAGGCUGAGUAUGAGGAUGUUAAUGCUGCCUACACCAAGGAGAAGGCCCAGCUGUCCCUGCUGAUGGAGAAACGUGCUGUGCUUCUCCAGGAGUAUUCCCAGAUUGAGGAGGAGCGCAGGAUAUGCCAGGAGAAGAAGGAGCAGGCUUUGAAGGAAUUCACCACCAUGACCCUUGCUGCCACCCGCAUCCAGGCCUUCUGGAGAGGCUACUUGGUCCGGUCCCUCUUCAAAUCAAAAAGGAAGAAGAAGAAGGGCAAGGGCAAGAAGACUAAGAAAUAAAGCACAAAAUCUA